Glycine soja is the source of this 3193-nucleotide messenger RNA. RefSeq names its product G-type lectin S-receptor-like serine/threonine-protein kinase At1g34300. The coding region runs from base 351 to 2858 and encodes 835 amino acids. NCBI's taxonomy places the organism in Eukaryota, Viridiplantae, Streptophyta, Magnoliopsida, Fabales, Fabaceae. The record is from RefSeq and is a predicted model, not a curated record. Gene Ontology annotation, molecular function: protein serine/threonine kinase activity; ATP binding. Gene Ontology annotation, biological process: recognition of pollen; protein phosphorylation. The transcript has a single exon.
UCCAAAACGUGAAGGACUCAGCAGCAGCCAUUCCUCCCCAUAAAACAUAAUCAACCCUGUUGAAGAUUCAAACCCUUCCCCGUUGUUGAAAAAUCAAAAUCAACCCACAUUGAACCAAAUAAUUAAAUUUCAAUCAUUGGACCAAUUAUCCUCGAAGCGAGGGCCAAGUCAAAGUCUUCCAUUCACUUUCAGUCCCCAUUAGGCCAUUAUCACCCCAUUUCUUCCACACACGAAACCAAAACAUCAGUAACACACAUACACGCGCAUCCAACAACAUCGUUAUAUCACGUUCACACACCCCAUAAACACAGACACACACAACACGAUUGAAAGUUGAAACACCAGAAAACAUGUUCCUCAAAACCCAAUUCCUGUUCCUCCUCACCCUUGUUUUAGCAACAAGCACAGUUACCACCGCCAUAGACCCAGGUUCUACCCUCUCAGCUUCUUCUUCCAACCAAACGUGGUCUUCUCCCAGCGGCACCUUCUCCCUCCUAUUCAUCCCCGUCCAGCCACCAACCACCCCUCCCUCCUUCAUCGCUGCCAUCGCCUACACCGGCGGCAACCCCGUCGUCUGGUCCGCUGGAAACGGCGCCGCCGUGGACUCCGGCGGGUCCCUCCAGUUCCUCCGCUCCGGCGACCUCCGCCUCGUCAACGGCUCCGGCUCCGCCGUGUGGGACGCCGGCACGGCGGGUGCCACUUCAGCAACCCUCGAAGACAGUGGCAAUUUGGUAAUUUCCAACGGCACUGGCACCCUCUGGUCAAGCUUUGACCACCCCACUGAUACCCUUGUGCCCUCUCAGAAUUUUAGUGUUGGUAAGGUUCUCACUUCUGAAAGGUACUCUUUUAGCCUUAGUUCAAUUGGGAAUUUGACCCUAACAUGGAACAAUAGCAUAGUGUACUGGAACCAGGGGAACUCUUCUGUGAAUGCGAGUUCGGAUUCCCCUGUGUUGGCCUUGUCUCCAAUUGGGCUUUUGCAACUUUCUUAUGCGAAAUUGAGCACUGUUGCUCUUGUUGCCUAUAGUAGUGACUAUGAUAAGAAUGAUGGAGUGUUUAGGGUGUUGAAGUUGGAUAAUGAUGGCAAUUUGAGGAUUUAUAGCAGUAGUCUUGGUGGUGGAACUCCUAGUGUUAGAUGGACUGCUGUUUCGGAUCAAUGUGAGGUUUAUGCCUACUGUGGGAACUAUGGUGUGUGUAGUUACAACGAUUCAAGCCCGGUUUGCGGUUGCCCGUCUCAGAAUUUUGAGAUGGUUGAUCCAAAUGAUAGUAGGAGAGGGUGCAGGAGGAAGGUGAGUCUUGAUAGUUGUCAAAGGAAUGUGACUGUGUUGACGUUGGAUCAUACUGUGGUCUUGAGUUAUCCCCCUGAGGCAGCGUCGCAGUCGUUUUUCAUUGGUUUAUCAGCAUGUAGUACGAAUUGUCUUUCGAAUUCGGGUGCCUGUUUUGCUGCUACUUCCUUGUCAGAUGGCUCGGGGCAGUGUGUAAUAAAAUCAGAAGAUUUUGUUAGUGGAUAUCAUGAUCCUUCGCUGCCUAGCACUUCAUAUAUCAAGGUUUGUCCGCCGCUAGCGCCAAAUCCGCCACCCUCUAUAGGGGACUCUGUGAGGGAAAAGAGGUCCAGGGUGCCUGCUUGGGUUGUGGUGGUGAUCAUUUUGGGUACCCUUUUGGGUUUGAUUGCCUUGGAAGGUGGUUUGUGGAUGUGGUGUUGUAGGCACAGCACAAGGCUUGGUGUGUUGUCUGCUCAGUACGCACUUCUUGAGUAUGCUUCUGGUGCACCCGUGCAGUUCUCGUACAAGGAGCUCCAGCAAGCGACAAAGGGGUUCAAGGAGAAGCUUGGAGCUGGUGGAUUUGGCGCUGUGUAUAGAGGAACUCUUGUUAACAAAACAGUUGUUGCUGUGAAGCAACUUGAGGGCAUUGAGCAAGGUGAGAAGCAGUUUAGGAUGGAAGUUGCCACCAUAAGUAGCACACAUCAUCUGAAUUUGGUGAGGCUUAUUGGCUUUUGCUCAGAAGGGCGCCACCGGCUUCUGGUUUAUGAGUUCAUGAAAAAUGGGUCUCUUGAUGAUUUUCUAUUCCUGACAGAACAGCAUUCCGGAAAAUUAUUGAAUUGGGAGUAUCGAUUCAACAUUGCCCUGGGCACUGCAAGAGGCAUCACAUACCUACAUGAGGAGUGCCGUGACUGCAUAGUCCAUUGUGACAUAAAACCUGAAAACAUACUCCUGGAUGAGAAUUAUGUUGCUAAAGUCUCAGAUUUUGGUCUUGCAAAGCUCAUUAAUCCUAAGGACCACCGGCAUCGGACCUUGACAAGUGUGAGAGGAACCCGAGGAUAUUUAGCUCCCGAGUGGCUUGCAAAUCUUCCCAUAACUUCCAAAUCUGAUGUUUAUGGCUAUGGCAUGGUUUUGUUGGAGAUUGUGAGUGGGAGGAGGAAUUUUGAUGUGUCAGAGGAAACAAAUAGGAAGAAGUUCUCCAUUUGGGCUUAUGAAGAGUUUGAGAAAGGUAACAUAAGUGGAAUUUUGGACAAAAGGCUAGCUAACCAAGAAGUUGAUAUGGAGCAAGUAAGAAGAGCAAUUCAGGCAAGCUUUUGGUGCAUCCAAGAGCAGCCAUCUCACAGACCAACAAUGAGCAGAGUGCUACAAAUGCUUGAAGGGGUAACAGAGCCUGAAAGGCCACCUGCCCCAAAAUCAGUGAUGGAAGGAGCUGUUAGUGGAACCAGCACAUACCUGAGUAGCAAUGCCAGUGCAUUCUCAGUCGGAGUUUCACCCCCUGGUCCCUCUUCUUCAUCAUCAUUUCAGACUAGUGCUGUUUCAACCUUCACCUCAGGAAGGAACCUUGAGAAGACAACCUCAUCCCUUUUACAAUCAGACACAUGACAGAAAUUGCUUCCUUUUUUCCUUUUUCAUAUUUUCAAUUAGAAUCGGUUCAAAGUCACAUUCACUUGGGACUUGGUGCUGGAACAGCAGAAGUAAAAGCUUUGCUUGUAAAGCCGUGUAUUUUAUUUUUUUGGUAAGAGCCAUAGGUAUCAUUCAAAUAAUGCAACCCUUCUCGAGGUAGAACUAGUAUGAAUGACAAAUUUCUUCUUCUGUGUAUAAUAUGAUAUUGAUUGUAUACUGAGUUUAUUUUUCUUUUCUUUACCCUGAUCAUUGUAUACUCAUUCAAAACAAGAGAUUGCAAAGUUGUAGUAAUUAUUUGUAUUCAAUUCCUGAAA